Messenger RNA from Penicillium waksmanii, 1914 nucleotides. RefSeq lists its product as uncharacterized. NCBI's taxonomy places the organism in Eukaryota, Fungi, Ascomycota, Eurotiomycetes, Eurotiales, Aspergillaceae. Bases 1 to 1914 code for a protein of 637 amino acids. The record is from RefSeq and is a predicted model, not a curated record. The transcript has a single exon.
AUGUCGUACCCGGCCAGCCCUGUAUCUGAGGCGACUACGCUCACAGAGAUUCGCACAAACGCCCACUCUAUGGCGUUUGUCUCCUCAUCAAGCUCUUCAGCAACCUCGCUCUUAACUUCGGACUCUGAAGUUGACAGCGGAGGCUUUCUCAAGUCUUCCUUCCGCGCUGGCGGCCCUGUGAUCUGCUCCCUACCUGCCAGUCUAGAGCCUCUUAGCCGGCGCCUGCGAGAAUUUAUGCUUGAACAAGGUCGAGAGACUCGAUGCCUUCAUCUCGCAGACCAGAUUCUUUUGAGAUAUAGAUUGAAUCCUUCUGAGCGGUAUUUCACCGGUCGUCAGUCUAUUAUUGGAAAAGAGCCGCAACCAAUCCUCACACUCCUCAUCGUUAUGCGUCGAGAGCCAGUUCCGGAUUCAACAAUAUGGCGCGAGGUAGCCAAGAAAAUUAAAAUCACUCUGCACUCUAUACUUACCCAUUUAUCGGUUGAAAUAAUUGAUGAAAGAUUAUUACAUCGUGGACAGUGUUUCCCUGUUGAGUCCACACAUCCUAUCUUUCCAGUAUGGUUAAAUAUUUGUGAGCAGAUUCUACAGGGUGCUUACAACACAAGGGAAUGGGUUGCAUUAGAUUGCUGGCGCUAUGGAUAUGAGGACAAUGCAAGCAACAACGAAGUCAGUGUCAUUGUCAGCGUCCAAGAGACUGCUGAAGGUUCAUUCCACACUGCUGCUCAACAAGUAAAGGAAGUCCUCGCCAGGAACUCUGUUGAGAACGUCAACGUAUUGUUUAUAAAGAGCGAUAUCUGUUUUAUUUCUGAUAAGCCUGAAAUAGGCCCUGAACUUCCGGAUAGUGCUUGUACUCAAUAUGUGUUACCUGGGGUAAGCAUAGGUAUUCGAAACAGUUCCGCUGGCUUGUCUACCCUGGGAGGAAUUGUAGAGCUUAAGCAACGGUCUGAGUGGCAUCAGUUCGCUCUAACCUGCUUCCACUGUGUCUACCCCCCGGAAACACCAGAGACCCCGGACAGACACCGCUCAAUCCUACAUCGAAUCCCAGGUGCCCAAGCAUCAUUCGCAAAAUGGAUGUGGAAUCCCAUACUUCCAAAUGAUAAUAUGGCCAAACAACUCCUCCGGAUCGAACAACCAUCCACUUUCGAUCUCAAGAACACAAUUGUACACCUCAGUAAUCGAAUUAAAUCUCUCCGAGAUCCUGAAUAUGAAAGAUUACAUAGGUUGAAAGAAGCAAUAAAGAAAGGAAGCGAUGACUUUCUGACGCCCAGGCAAGAGCUCAACUACGAAAUGGACUCGAAAAUCAUUGAGCACUGGGAGGAUCGCAGAGCAUUUUUCGAGGGUUUCUUGAGCAAGAACUCCCACAAGCUGGGGCAUGUUUUCUGUGGCAGUGGCCUCCACCACCAGAUAGUCGCUGCAGGUGGAUACCGGCAGAUUAUGGACUGGGCCCUAAUCCGAGUUGACAAAGAACGGAUCCCCACCGAUGCUCAUACUCUUGCCGAAAUCGGUCGGCCCUUCGCAUACGGUGUCAAUGAAGUUCCAAAUCGGUUUUCUUACGAGCCAGCGGUAGAUACAGGACUGUUCGAUAAGAUCUUGUUCAAGACGGGUAGAUCCACAAAAAAGACCUCCGGAAGGUACCACGGGUUGCAAAAGUGCAUGCUUCAUCGCGAACCGGAUGAAACUGCCCCUGCUGGCUAUCGAAUUGUCCCUACGUUCACGCAUUCGGUCAGCAUUUUAGAUAACCAGACCUUUUGCGAGCCAGGUGACUCCGGCUCUCUUAUUUACAAAGAGUCCGAAAAGGUGGUGGGCAUGUUUUUCGCUGUCAGCCAGCGAAUAAACACAUGGAACUUUCAAUUGAUUUCGGAUAUUUUUGAUGAUAUCAAGAUAGUCAGCGGCGCAUCUGAAGUUCGUUUCGUAUGA